Molecule: messenger RNA, 969 nt
Organism: Catharus ustulatus (Swainson's thrush)
Lineage: Eukaryota; Metazoa; Chordata; Aves; Passeriformes; Turdidae
Gene: NDUFAF6
Product: NADH:ubiquinone oxidoreductase complex assembly factor 6
Exons: 9
Coding region: 1-945 (314 amino acids)
Biological process (GO): biosynthetic process; mitochondrial respiratory chain complex I assembly
Cellular component (GO): mitochondrion
Source: RefSeq, a predicted model, not a curated record
AUGGCGCGGGCUGCGCUGCGGCGCGGCGGGGUCGGGCAGCGCCUGGCGCGGCCGCCGGCGCUCGGAGGGAGGGCGGCGGCGGCGGGCUGGAGCGGCCCGGCGGCCGGAGAAGCGCUGCAGUACUGCGCCGAGCUGGUGCGGAAACGUGACUAUGAAGGGUUUCUAUGUUCUCUGCUGUUGCCUGCGGAAUCUCGAACAUCUGCUUUUGCCUUGAGAGCCUUCAAUGUGGAACUGGCUCAGAUUAAAGACUCUGUAACUCAGAAGACUACAGGUUUGAUGCGGAUGCAGUUCUGGAGGGAUGCCGUGGAGGGCAUAUAUGGUGAUAACCCACCACAUCAGCCUGUUGCUACAGAAUUGUGGAAGGCUGUCAAGAGGCAUAACUUGACUAAAAUGUGGUUCAUGAAGAUCAUAGAUGAAAGAGAGAAGAAUUUGGAUGAUAGGGCGUACCGUAACAUCCAGGAGCUCGAAACAUACGCUGAGAACACUCAGAGUGCUCUCCUGUACCUCAUCCUGGAAACGCUGGGUGUGAGGGACAUCCAUGCUGACCAUGCAGCCAGUCACAUUGGGAAAGCACAAGGCAUAGUUACUUGUUUAAGGGCAACUCCAUAUCAUUGUACAAGACGAAAGGUCUUUCUUCCUAUGGACAUUUGUAUGCUGCAUGGAGUUUCACAAGAGGAUUUCAUAAGAGGCAAGCAAGAGAAAAAUGUGAGAGAUGUAAUAUAUGACAUCGCCAGCCAGGCUCAUAUUCAUCUAGAACAUGCUAGAUCUUUCAGUAAGAAAGUUCCUGUGAAGGCGUAUCCUGCUUUUUUCUGUACGGUUGCUAUAGAUGAUUAUUUAUAUAACAUGCGAAAAGUGGACUUCAAUAUAUUUCAUCCAAGCUUACAAAAGAAGGGUACAUUAUUACCAUUGCAUUUGUAUAUUAGAUCUUGGAAAAAAACAUAUUAAAGUUUGUUUGAUUACUUUAAUAUG